AUGGGGAUGCUCUCUGUGCAAGAAGCUUUUCGUAGUGCUCCUAUCUUUGGUUCCGGUUCCGAAGGUGAUGUCACAAUGCGAGCCCUUGGUGGUGAAGGUGAUUCUGCAACUGGCCUUGAAAGAGACGGACAGUCUAUUCAGGUCGCGGUGAAUGGGGCUGGUAACUUCGUUUCAAUGUACGGUAAUUCGCUUGGUGGCCUUCCCCGAUAA
This is a messenger RNA of Fusarium tjaetaba, 210 nucleotides long. RefSeq lists its product as uncharacterized. The transcript is spliced from 2 exons. Bases 1 to 210 code for a protein of 69 amino acids. The record is from RefSeq and is a predicted model, not a curated record. NCBI's taxonomy places the organism in Eukaryota, Fungi, Ascomycota, Sordariomycetes, Hypocreales, Nectriaceae.